CUGGUAGAGGACGCACGUCAGUGAAACACGAGCUUCUGGCAUCUUUAUCACCUUACAAAUUAACUUAUUCGAUUUCCCCUGCGUGCGUAAAGUGCAUAAAGCCGCCAUGGUUCGUGUGCUCCUGCUGCCUCUCCGCAGAAGGAGGGGUAUGAAGAAGUUCGAGACUCCCUCCAGUAAAGCGCUGGACUUUUUUUGCUCCACUGGACGCCGGAGGAUUCCCACCAUGAGCGCUGCACCCUGAGGGGACAUGGAUCUGGAGGCGAACGGGUCGAACUGUUUGUCCAGGAACGACAGCGACCGCGGAGCGCGCGCUUCCUCCGGCGGAGCGUCCACUGCGCUGGCCAGCGUGCUGAUCUUCACCAUCGUCGUAGACAUCCUGGGCAACGUCCUCGUCAUCCUGUCCGUGUAUAGGAACAAAAAACUCAGGAACGCAGGCAACCUCUUCGUGGUGAGCUUGUCGGUGGCCGACCUCGUGGUGGCGCUGUACCCGUACCCUCUGGUCCUCACCGCCAUCUUCCACGACGACUGGACCAUGGGCGACCUGCACUGCCAGGCCAGCGGCUUCAUCAUGGGCCUCAGCGUCAUCGGUUCCAUCUUCAACAUCACGGCCAUCGCCCUCAACCGCUACUGCUACAUCUGCCACAGCCUCCACUACGACCGCCUGUACAGCCUGCGGAACACCUGCUGCUACCUGGGCCUCACCUGGCUGCUCACCGCCCUCGCCACCGUGCCCAACUUCUUCGUGGGCUCGCUGCAGUACGACCCCCGCGUCUACUCCUGCACGUUUGCCCAGACCGUCAGCUCCUACUACACCGUCUCGGUGGUGGUGGUCCACUUCCUGAUCCCCCUGCUGGUGGUGUCCUACUGCUACAUGAGGAUAUGGGUCCUGGUGAUUCAGGUGAAACACCGGGUCAAACCGGAGCAAAGGACCAAGCUGAUGCCGAGCGACGUGAGGAACUUCCUCACCAUGUUCAUGGUGUUCGUGUUGUUCGCCGUGUGCUGGGCGCCGCUGAACCUCAUCGGCCUGGCUGUGGCCAUAAACCCUGUGAAAGUGGCGCCCAACAUCCCCGAGUGGCUCUUCGUCACCAGUUAUUUCAUGGCGUACUUCAACAGCUGCCUCAACGCCAUCAUCUACGGCCUGCUGAACCAAAACUUCCGCAAAGAGUACAAGACGAUCCUCCUGGGCCUCUGCAUCCCGCGCCUGCUCCUGGUGGAGACCUCCAGGUGCGCUACCGAGGGCCUGAAGAGCAAGCCGUCGCCGGCGUUCACCAACAACAACAUGGCCGAGAUAAAUGUUUGAACGCGCGUGCGCCGCGAGCCACUCGGUGCCUUUCCACAAAGACGUGUGCCAUGAAAAGAGAGGACCUGUGGCGGUCCGUGAGACGGUGUCGCUACAUUAGCGCCAGACAGAGCGGCUGCACCGUUAGCGCAUCCGCUAACCGGCUUCACUCACGGUCACACGGCAGAGCGUGCGCGUCACGUGCACGAGGAUGAAUAAUGUCCGCUCACACAGUUUCUGAAUAUGGGCACAUCAGCGACACAGCGGAAAUAAAUUAAAACAACAUUUUAUUCUGUUGCCAAUGUGUCUUUUGGGUGUUUUAGGUUCCAGCAAGUAAUGAAAAAGCCUAAAGGUUUGUUGUUUCCUUUGAGUGGAACCAUUAAAUCUAAGUUUAGAUGCAGCCUUCUUAUUACAUUCUUGUGUGAAUUUGGAAGGAUUAAACGAUAUUGCCGGGGUUUUGGUGAUUGAAUACAUUAAGGAUUGAGGUAUGUGCCGCUUCUGGAAGCUGCAGCCUGAGCUCUGGUGAAGUUUGAGCACUAUAUUAGAGCCAUAGUUGGCGUAUGAGUGUCUCGUCCUCGCUGGGAGCGUAGGCUGAAUUAUUUCACCAGGAUGCUGUCUCGCCGCCGCAGGCUUGUCUUCUGAGCAGUGCUGCCCUCACAGAGCACACUGGGAAGACUGUGGGAGCGUUUGCCCUCUAACUGGCUUCUGCUUUAAUGGAAAAAGACAUACCUUGUUGUUUGUAAAGCUAAAUUCCCUCAUUGACUUCUUCUAAUGAACAAAGCUGCCUUUUCACAGCAGAUGCACUGGGCCUUGAACGCUUAGAGCCCCCAAGUGCUCGCUUUCAGGCCCUGAAUGAUUUAGGUAUUUGAGAAAAUUAUAGAAGGAGGGAGAAGAGAUAAAAACAAAACCAGCCUCCCUGUUUAUGAAAUGCCUGGAGGACACGAUAUGCAACAGGGGCCAGAAAUGUAAUUUCGUGAUAGUGCAAGUGUGCCUGAGCGCAUGUCACCCUGGCUGAGAUGAGCUCUGACAGCCUCCCAGCGUAACUCCCAACCAGCAAAUAAACUCUGAGUGGUUCACCUCACAGGAAGGCUCCGAGAUGUCAUUAUGACACGGCCCUGAUAUGAUGCGCUGUUACUAGAGCACUGAAGACAUUGAAGCCACAUUUUUAAGUCUAAAUAUUCUUAUCGCGUUUCAAAUUUCCACAUUCAUCGUCUGAUUUUUGUAUUCUGCUGUGCCGCGGCCUUCUGACGAAUUAAAGCCUCGGCGUGUGAUGGAAGAUGCACAAACAGCGAUGCGACGUGAAUCCGGGCUCAGACUGUCACCGGGCUGCAGAGCGGCUCCGCUCGCGGCCUCUGGAGCCGCGUCUCCGAUGCAGAAGGGACGAGGCGACCCACAUGCCAGCGCAAGGUCAGACACAGAUGAGUGGCUGAGCGGCUCGAGGGAAGAUGACAGUGUUUGGCUUCAGCACAGCAAAGAGUCACAGACUAAUGGAGGGGUCAGUGCUCUGCUACCUCCUCUCGCCUUCCGCGUUCACCUGCACUUUAUUCGCGCACUUUGAGGCAUCUGAAGAACGCUUUGACAUUUGGGGAAAUGCAUUUGGCUUUUUAACUUUCCUGCCGAGCGAUCGAUAGCAUCCUGACGCGUUAGGCGGCCAGGGACGGGCUGGUGCACCGGCAUGUCUGAAGCUUUUAUUAGCACUUUGUGCCGGGUUUGUUUCAUCCAAAAACCAAAAACGCCAAUUUGCGGCAACACCAAAACAAGUCAAACUGCAGCUGCAUGUUUUUUUCUGUUAGAAAACACACAGUGCCUCUCUAUAGGCAGUAAUUUCAACGAAGGCCUCCCAGCUUCAGCUAAAUCAUGUCAGCACGUUCACAUAGCCUUAAAAUCAUCAUUUCCAUUUUCACAUGAUGUAUUGUAUUAACACAACGGACUCUUUUUGUCCAGUGAAUAAAUAAAUCAUAGUGGAGGCUGAGUAGCUGAGUGACUAGUGGCACACACAGCGUGUCAUUUGCCCGUGGUUUACAACAACAGUAGCUUACAGUGACGGUUUUAUUGCGCCCAUGUUCAAGGACGCCGCGAUCUAGCGGUGCCCUAUAGGAUCCAUCAUAAAGUCUGACUUUAUGCUGCUAAUCUCACAUACGUCUGAGCAUUGGGCCACUGACACAUCACCUGCUUCAUAUUCACACCUCACACUAGGUUACUUAAAAUGAUCAAUUUUAUGUAUUUUUCCAGAUAUGUGAUAUAAAGAAGGUAUCCUGAUGUUUUUUGUUAAUUAAUAUGACAUGCUGUGGUUCUUUUACUGUUCACUGAGUCAAAGAGCAUUUAUUGCUCUGUUUGCACAGGGGAGCAAGAUGUAGUCACAACUGGAGGUUGUCUGAGGACGUGGUUUCACGCUUCUCUCACAGCCGGGUAUUUACUUGCUAAUUUCCUUCCCUGCCUUGUUGCAUGUGAACAGGAGAGGCCUCACAGAAACAAAUUCCCAUUUGUGGGAGAUAAAGAUUAUUUCCACAACAGCAGAACCCUGCCGCGAACGCAGUCCCAACACAAAACGGAUGAGCAGCGAGGCGUUAUAUGGCCCAGCGCUACCAUGACGUGAUGGUUUUUCUCCUCUCUGCACAGAGGAAUUUCUACAGUUCUCGCACAUCGCUGCGUUUUACAGCGGUAGGGUCUCACUGUGGGCCUGCUGCCACAAUAGCAAGUCUCCUAAUGGGUUUGUGCAUCAGGUUUAGCACUGCCUGUGAACUCAUGCAUAUGAUGUGUUCCUACAUGGCCCGAUGGGCUGGGGGUUGCAACACUACCAGGAGGCUUUAGGUGUGGUGGGUCCAGAAGAGCCAGUGGAAGCAAGGUCAUGAUGAUGAUUCUUGACUGACUCAUGUACUGCUGAGGCGAUUAUGGCUGAAUUUUUGAACUCCAGUUAUUUCUACUUGACUAAAUGUUUCCACGUCUAGCGUGCCGCGCUACCAAGGAAGUACACAGGCUAAAAGGAACAACAUCCAGCUGCAUGGAACAGUUCAGCCUUUUAUAAAAUACCUAUUAUCAGUUCAAUAUAUCGUUCUUCUGUAAGACUGCUGAUCAUACUGUAGUUAUGCAACAAUAAAGGAAAAAGCUUCUGUGUCA
Molecule: messenger RNA, 4396 nt
Organism: Betta splendens (Siamese fighting fish)
Lineage: Eukaryota; Metazoa; Chordata; Actinopteri; Anabantiformes; Osphronemidae
Gene: mtnr1c
Product: melatonin receptor 1C
Exons: 2
Coding region: 248-1300 (350 amino acids)
Biological process (GO): G protein-coupled receptor signaling pathway
Cellular component (GO): membrane
Molecular function (GO): melatonin receptor activity
Source: RefSeq, a predicted model, not a curated record